ACAUGCGGGAGAAACGGAAUAGCUGAUAAAAGAGCAGAAUACCGCACAAACUCAACAGCAUUUACUAACCACUUCUCCGGCUCACUGACGCGUCACUGCUAGAGUUAAAUCACUCCAAUUAUUCUACAAUGUCGCAGCACUUCAGGAGCGGACCAGCUUUCGGACUCUCCGCUGAGGUGAAGAGCAAGCUCGCACAGAAAUAUGACACUCAGAAGGAGGAGGAGCUCAGGCUUUGGAUCCAUGAGGUGAUGGGACGCAAGGUUCCAGACAACUUCAUGGAAGGUCUGAAAGAUGGAGUCAUACUUUGCGAACUCAUCAACACUCUUCAGCCCAGCUCAGUAAAAAAGAUAAACAACUCCACUCAGAAUUGGCAUCAGCUGGAAAACAUUGGCAAUUUUGUGCGAGCUAUUCAGGAGUACGGUCUGAAGCCACAUGACAUCUUUGAGGCCAACGACCUGUUUGAGAACGUCAACCACACUCAGGUUCAGAGCACUCUGAUCACUCUGGCUGGAAUGGCCAAAUCUAAAGGCGUCCACACUAAACAUGACAUAGGGGUGAAGUAUGCAGAGAAACAGCAGCGCAGGUUCGCACCUGAAAAGCUUAAGGAGGGACGCAAUGUUAUCGGUCUGCAGAUGGGAACCAACAAGUUUGCCAGCCAAAAGGGGAUGACAUCAUACGGCACACGGCGUCACCUCUAUGACCCCAAGGCUGCAAUGGAGAAUCCUCUGGACCAGUCAACAAUCAGCCUUCAGAUGGGAACUAACAAAGGAGCCAGUCAGUCUGGUAUGACAGCACCGGGCACAAAACGGCAGAUCUUUGAUAAAAAGCUGGACAUGGAGACCUGUGACACAUCAAUCGUGUCACUCCAGAUGGGCACCAACAAGGUAGCAUCACAGUCUGGCAUGACAGUGUAUGGGCUGCCACGUCAGGUCUAUGACAGCAAGUACUGCAGCAACCCUGAAGAGUACAUGGACAACGGCCAAGACAUGCACAUUGACGGAUAUCAGUAUUCUGACUAAAACGUCCACAUGCUGCUUUUUUUAAAUCCACCUGCAUUGUUUGCCCACUGUUCACUGUUUGUUUUAAUGUCAUCUUACAAGACCACAGUAACCAUUAAUAGACUUCAGCUUAAGCUAAAAAUUAGGUCCAGUUUAAGCAUUAUUAACUGUUUUGCCUACCGGCUGCCCAAACUUCUCACUCAAAAUAGUUUUUAUUUUUGGAGUGUAGCAGAAUUCUGUGAUCUUAUUUUAUAGCAGUUUAUUUAGCACAGAUAUAUUGCUGUGCUCUAAAAAUGACAGUGGAAAAGUGAUAAAAUUAUAUGUGCAUAUAUAUUUAUGGUGCCUUAUAAUAUGAGUUGGUUUUUUUUCUGCAAAAAAGAAAUAGCCCUGAAACCUGCUGCUGCAUCUGAUUGUGAAUAAGUCACAAACUUAGUUAGAAGUUAGAAAACACACAAGCGCUAUGCAACUGACCGAGUGCACUGAAAUUAAGUCACAAGCUGAGGACACUCACUAAUAACUAAGAACUGCUUCUGGAGUUUUGAGAGAUCACUCACUGCCCACAUGAACACCCAAGUGAAAACAAAAUUAUUUUAAACCAAAGCGGUUCCUGGCAAGUGGAAUCUAUAAUUGAAUCAGAAGUUUAUCCUGGUCAGGGUAAGAAUAAUGUGUGCACUGCAGGAAUACCCUACAUUACCCACCAACCCAUCACAGGGCUUCAGCCUCCCUAAGGGAGACAUAACCAAUCAUGUCCAUGUAGACACCCGGCCAGCUGAUAGCACCACUAAGAGAUUUGAACCCGGAUCUCAGAGGUGGUAGGAUAGCCUAAUAAACCACCACACUACCCUAGUUUUAUAGGUGUACACUUCCUAAAAUUGAAUGUAAAUGUUUGAUUUUACUGUUUUGCCGUGUUCCCUCCUUGACGUUCAUAUCUGUAUAUUAUCUUAAGAUGGUUUUCAAAUACAUCAACAGUAUAAAUCAGCUGAGCCAUAAAUCAAGCUGAACUGUAAAGGUGCAGUACAAUAUGACCAGAAGAAUGUACACCACUCCAGUAUUGCAUGACUUUUGGAAAUGUUUAAUGUUUGGUACAUUGUUUCCAUUACAGCUUAAAGCCAAAUCACACUAUGAGCCUUGUAGAAUUCAUUUCCUCCUGCAUGUUUUCUUUUUAUAUGCAAAUUUUGUGGUACACAUAAACCAAUGAGUAUUAAUUUUAACAGCUCUGGAUGCAACACGUUUUAUGUUAAAUUUAAAAUUAGUCAAUUCAGUACAGUUCUAGUUCAGGAAAAGGCAGGGGGUGGAAUGAUUCCUACACCUGAAGCAGGUUUACUAUGGUGUCAUGAUUUCAUUGUGAAUCAGUCACACUGUUUUUGAAAUAAAAAUUUAAAUAUAGUUUA
Messenger RNA from Trichomycterus rosablanca, 2389 nucleotides. RefSeq names its product calponin 1, basic, smooth muscle, b (gene cnn1b). The transcript has 7 exons. Gene Ontology annotation, biological process: actin filament organization; actomyosin structure organization. Gene Ontology annotation, molecular function: actin filament binding. NCBI's taxonomy places the organism in Eukaryota, Metazoa, Chordata, Actinopteri, Siluriformes, Trichomycteridae. Bases 129 to 1019 code for a protein of 296 amino acids. Gene Ontology annotation, cellular component: actin cytoskeleton. The record is from RefSeq and is a predicted model, not a curated record.